Messenger RNA from Hydractinia symbiolongicarpus, 2590 nucleotides. RefSeq names its product PHD finger protein 14-like. The transcript is spliced from 3 exons. The coding region runs from base 124 to 2475 and encodes 783 amino acids. NCBI's taxonomy places the organism in Eukaryota, Metazoa, Cnidaria, Hydrozoa, Anthoathecata, Hydractiniidae. Gene Ontology annotation, biological process: regulation of transcription by RNA polymerase II. The record is from RefSeq and is a predicted model, not a curated record.
CGAAAAAGGUUUAAUCUACAAUCUGCUAAAAUUAUCUACUUUGCUUCAAUUUGGGAAAACAUUUUUAGCCAUAUUGUAGAAUCAUAGUGACUUCGUGGCUUGCUGUUAACUAGGAUACAUAUAAUGGAUAAUUCUAAAAGUGUAGAUGCCAGCAAUAAAAAUGAUGAAGAAAAAAAUCCAUACGACAGCAUGGUCCGAUCACUGACUAAUAGAGGAAAGAAUAAGAGAAAGGUUAAACUGAUCGAAAAUCAGCUGAUUCAGUUUGCUUUUGGUGAAAGUGAUAGUGAGGACGAUGAAGAUUUCACGGUGGAUAAUGAUGAUAUAAACAGUGAUGAUUCAAAUAUUGAAAUAGCAAGCGAAGAUGAACAAGAGGCUGACAACGAAAAUGAUGACGGCGAUAGUUCUGAAGAGGGAGAUAAUGCUCGAAGUGAUGGCGAAAGCAGUCAAGAUGGAGAAAAACCGAUAAAGUUGGAUAUGAUUUUAUCAGCAAUUCGCAAUCAACCUCAACAGCGGGAUUCACCCGUUUCAUUUGAUGAGAACAGUCAAGACGGCGUCGACAUAACAACAUUUAAAAAGCCGCUGUUAAUUUGCGGAAUAUGUUUAGAGUCUGAAGACAGCGAGAAGGACGAAAUACUGGAGUGUGAUCAAUGCGGGAUUACUGUACAUGAAGGUUGUUAUGGUGACAUCGACUUGUCGGACGAUGGCGACAAAAGUGAUUCUGACGCGCCAACAGAGCCUUGGUUUUGUGAUCCGUGCAAGGCUGGUAGGGACGAGAAACCGAUGUGUGAGCUUUGUCCUAAUAUUGGGGGUAUAUAUAAACAAACAGAUACAGGGAAAUGGGUCCAUUUAAUUUGUGCUCUCUAUACGCCGUACGUUGGAUUUCGUGACGUGUCAAAAUUGAGGACUGUCGUACUCGAAGACGUCAAAUGUUCAAUGUGGGGAAGUAAAGAAUGCAUGUUUUGUGUUGACGAUAACUUUUCGAGAACUGGCGUUUGCAUAAAUUGUGAUGUGGGGAUGUGUAAAACUACAUUCCAUGUGACGUGUGCUCAAAAAAAUGGCUUUCUCUCAGAGAUUCCUGACAGAGGGGAUGCUGUAGAAGAUACUCCCGACAUGCUUUACGCUCAUUGCAAGUUGCACUCGGAAAAAAACGUAUUAAGAAAACGAAAGAACGGCUGGUUAGCGUUCUUCUCUCAUUCAUCAAAUUUUCGUCGUGACGUAGAUGACGUCGAAAAAGAACGUAUCGAUGCGGCGUUAAAAUCGGCGAGAGCAGAAUAUCACGAAUUCCGUAGAUGCCUUAGUCCUUCGAAACCAUUGUCGCAGGAGUUUCCUAGGCUUUUGUCGUCGUGUCCUGAGGCUUGUAUGAUGCUAGCGAGAAAAGCGGAAAUUCUUGGCUUGUUACGUCAUCCAGGUUAUAAUGUGGCAGCGGCUGUAACAUCGGGGCGCAUUUCAAAACACGAAGCGAAUUUAUCAGCCGAAUUUGUAAAUUAUUUCUUUAAACGAGAAAUGCAGGUGAAAGAAACGCAACUGACGCUUAGAAAUGCUGAGCCAUCAUUGUUAAAACUACAAAAAGAGCAGACUGCAUUGACGAAAAUGAGCGAAGAAUACCAAAUACAACUUGAAAAAGUUUUGGAAGAAAAAGAAAAAUUAAUCGCGGCUUGUAAAACAUUACACCAAUGUAUUAGCAAAUUAACUGGUAAGCCGUUCAAACUACCUAAUAUGUUGAAGCCGAAAGACACCAAACAAUCGAAAGCAAAGAUCGAAGAAUCGUCCAAAUUGUUGAACACCAUCGUGAACAAGUGUGCAACGUGUAAAUCCACUGAAGAUCAGCAUCUCCUAACAAAAUGUGAGACUUGUAAGAAUUAUUAUCAUUUAGCAUGUGUCGAUCCUCCUCUACUGCGGAUGCCUAAGAAGUCGGAUAAAUAUGUGUGGCAAUGCACAGAGUGCGACUCUUCUGAAGAAUCUGAAAGUGAAGUGGAGUUUAUUGACGAAAACGACGACGGUGACGGUAAGCGACGUACAAAAAGAACGACGAGAGAGCCGGCAAAAUUUACGCCGGAAGACAAAAAAACGAAAGAGCUUUUGCAGAAAUCACUAAAGAGAAAAGACACUUCGAAAUCUGAGGAGAAACCAAAGAAGAGAAAGCUUCCAGAAAAUAAGCAAAAAAUUUCCAAAAAAGGGAGAAAGAAAGAAAAAUACACAAAGAAAAGAAAUGAUACACAUAAAUACGUGAAAAAAGUAAAACCACAAGCCGAAAUUUUUGAGAACUGUUGCGUGUGCAAUAAGAGUGGCGAUAAAUCCAAUCUAGUGAAAUGUGAUGAAUGUAAGAAGUGCUACCAUUUUCAAACUUGCUUGGAUCCACCGUAUAAUAGAACGCCGAAAGGGAAGUUCUGGGGAUGGAUUUGUGAGGAUUGCGAUGAAAGCGAAGAAGAAAUAGACGAUGUCGAAAAUGAAGUGAAGGAGAAUAAUUCGAAAUAGUUUUUAUGUGAACCUGAGGUGUUUUUUCCAAAUAUUCUUUGGGACCUAUUUUUAAGAGUUCAACAAAUGCUUGUAUUUAAGUUCGCGCACCAAAGAAAAUCAAAUUCUGCCCUUA